UUUCUUCUUCAGAUUCUGUGGUGUCUACGUCUGCCUCUGACUUCCUCCUUAGAGAAAGCGCGCUUUCAGCAAGGCGGCGUGCCGUAAACGCUCACACAUCUCCUUCAAAGCAGCUUCGCUCCAACCUGUGACCCGAGGAAUGCAGAGAGGAACGAACAGAUAGACAACAGGAGUUAGUUAGGAAUAACUGAGAAGUGAUAGACAGAGGGGGAGUGCGUACGGGCAAGAGGCAACGUGUUGGGCUGGAGGAAAAAACUCAGAAAAAAAACCAAGAAGACUGACAGGAAGGAGGAAGUGAGAGAGGCAGAAUGAGAGACGCUACAAUGAGGGGCUAAAAAUAUGUAUACGUCUAAAAAGUGUACAAAGUUGUGCAAACCUGUGUGUGUGUUUGUAUGUGUGUGUGUGUGUGUGUGUGUGUGGUUAGAUAGACAGUGACAUUCUCCUGAUUAGUAAACAUGUCUCUGAAGCUGCCUCGCAACUGGGACCUAACCACACUCCGGGGUGAAAGUACCAAAAUAGCAAGAUCUAAGAGCGUGAUCCCGGGAGACGGAGGCGUGGGGUCGGCCCAAUCGGACAUCAAGAGGUCGAUGGAGAAACCCCUGAAGAAAGGCUGGCUGAAGAAGCAGAGGUCCAUCGUGAAGAACUGGAAGCCGUGCUACUUUGUGCUCAGGGGGAACGUCCUGACGUACCAUAAAGACGACAGAGAGAGCGCCGUGCAGGGGACGAUCCCGCUCGGGUCCAGUAAAGUGAGGGAGCUGCCGUCAAACACGGACGACAAAUUCAUCUUCGAGAUCGUUCCACGAAGUAAUGGCGAUCGGGAACAUGAUAGUUAUGUUCUCAUGGCAAGCAGUCAAAGUGAGAUGGAGGACUGGGUGCGUGUGAUCCGCCGGGCCAUCGGGGCUCAGGGCAGCGGAGUGUUUGGGAAGAGUCUGGUGGACAUCAUGGCCUACGAGAAGAAGCUGGGGCCUCGCUUGGUGCCCAUGCUUGUGGAGAAGUGUACCGAGUUCAUCAGGAAGCACGGACUGGAUGAGGAAGGCAUCUUCCGCCUGCCUGGGCAGGAGAACCAAGUCAAACACUUCAGAGAGGCUUUUGACGCUGGAGAGAGACCUUCAUUUCCUGAUGACACAGAUGUCCACACAGUGGCGUCUUUACUCAAGCUGUACCUGCGUGAGCUGCCUGAGCCGGUCGUGCCAUGGACUCAGUAUCAGGACUUUCUGGACAGUAGCAUCAACCUGGACGCUACGACGGCGGCGGGGAAAGAGAAGCUGGAGAAACAGAUCAGCUUGCUUCCUAAAGUCAACUACAACCUCCUGAGUUACAUAUGCAGGUUCCUGUUUGACGUGCAGCAGCACUCGAAGGUGAACAAGAUGAGCGUGGAGAACCUGGCCACGGUGAUGGGGGUGAACCUGUUCAAACCGCAGGUGGAGGACGCGUUCAGCAUGAUGAAGGGGACGCCGAUGAUCCAGAAGGUGAUGACGGUGAUGAUCAGACACCAUGAACUUCUCUUCCCCGCCUCCAAAGACACUGCUCCUUCUCCUGCUCCUGCUGCGAAGAAACUGAAGAGCAAAAAAGCAGCAAAUCCACGCAAUUUUGUGGGCUGGGAGUCCGCAGAGUGUGAGAUGUCCUUAUCCGAGUCCCCAGAAGAAGAGGAAGUGGAUACAUUUGAGACCGAGAAAUCAGCAUCAAAGGUUACUCCAUCUUUGUCCCCUACAUCGCCGCCUCCGUUAGACAUAUUGAGCGUGAGCCCGAGGAAGCGUACACAGACUCUGCCCAGCCUGUCUGGCCCUCCUGGAUUUAGAACAUCCAGAGAACCAUCCUGUGAUCGCUGGAGCUACCUGCAGGAGACCCUAGAGGAGCAGGACGAAAAGACAUUCUCUGAGGACAUCUUCAAAAUCCUGGACCUUCAGAAAGUGACGCUCUUUCCAGGUAAACAGAACAGCAACGAUAUAGAUGAAGGAAAUAACACCAUCCAGGAAAGGAGACGGAGCAGCAACGGUGAAGUUAAACCAACAGAACCUCAGGCCAAGCCGAAAGAAAACUCAAAGCAGAGUUUACCGUCUCUGAGCAGGGUGGAUAUUGUGAAACUGCAGCCACAGAGCGUUACGCAGAAAAAGGAGGACAACGCAACUGAGCAGCAGCAACUUAUUACCAGUCUCCAGCAGAGGAACAACGAGCUGAGCGUGACCGUGGCCAAGCUCCAGGCGCAACUGGAGAACGAGCGGCGCAGUAAAGAGUUUCUGGAGAAUUCGUUACGUAACGCCGAGCGCAGCAGGGAUGAAGCACUGAGACGCAACGAGCAGCUGGAACGAGAGACCCAGGCAUUCAUGGGGAAAGCCAAACCGAAGUAAACAUGCGCUCGGACAGCUGACCAGGCCACUCAAGGACAGAUCUAUGCCGUCGGAUGCGGUCAACUGAUCCAGUGCGGAAUAUCUGUUGGUUUUCAAUAACCUUUUGGCUAUUUAUUUGGCAAUGCAUUGUAUUUAAAGUUAGAUUAUGGACAAUAAUAUAUGGAAUUAUUGAAUUUUUUUUAUUAGGUAUUCAUAAAUGUCGUAAACUUCACAGCGAGGUAACAUUUUAUCUCAACUAUCAGUGGAUUAUUUAUCGGCUGGUACCGAUAUCUUUCUAGGAAACAACGUUCACAAUUUUCCAUUUUCCACCAGACAAUUACAAGAAAUGUUAAACAAGGGCAAUUCCUGUGGUACUGAUACUGCUGGGAUUGAGAGACAAUAUUAAUGUGCUAGGUUUUAGAUUUUUGCUUUUUUAAGCCAAUAUACAAAUGCUCUAAAGUGUCUGGUGAUCCUGGACAGAAUCGAAUAGGAAAUUAUAAUUGCUUUUGGAUGUGAUGCGACCCGAGACUUUGACCUUUAACCCCAUAAAAAAAUUCUAAUAAAAUUCAGUUCACUAUGUGAA
Tachysurus fulvidraco (yellow catfish) is the source of this 2910-nucleotide messenger RNA. It is a transcript of the gene arhgap25, whose product is annotated as Rho GTPase activating protein 25. The transcript is spliced from 11 exons. NCBI's taxonomy places the organism in Eukaryota, Metazoa, Chordata, Actinopteri, Siluriformes, Bagridae. Gene Ontology annotation, cellular component: phagocytic cup. Gene Ontology annotation, molecular function: GTPase activator activity. The record is from RefSeq and is a predicted model, not a curated record. Gene Ontology annotation, biological process: actin filament organization; negative regulation of small GTPase mediated signal transduction; phagocytosis, engulfment. The coding region runs from base 456 to 2348 and encodes 630 amino acids.